This is a messenger RNA of Leptosia nina, 1572 nucleotides long. Lineage: Eukaryota; Metazoa; Arthropoda; Insecta; Lepidoptera; Pieridae. The record is from the annotation of a GenBank genome assembly.
AUGAUGGAACACGACCCCAAAAUAAAUCGUGACGAGCAAUAUCCACUGCUGAAAGUGGAAGAUUCGGAUGGAGGAGGUGAUACUAAAACUCGAAUGCCUGCUUCUCCUACCGUAGUAACAACUAGUUGGAGUAUGAAUCAUAGUGCCCCCUCAUUGAAGCAGUCUUGGCUUGACCGCUGGCCAGAAUUUAUGUCCGCCUGUUGGAUGACCCUUAUUUUAUUGGCAAUAUCAUUCCUCGUAUUUUACGCUCUAGGAAUGAGUGCUUAUCGACGCCAACCCGUCAUCGUAUUUAAGUGUAAUAAUUCGAAGCCAGCUAGCGAUGUUUACUUCCAUCAUAUAGUAUCCAAAGGAUCCUACAUUCCUUUCGCUAUAUUCUCUGAAUAUCUUUCCACGAUGGCUUCGCAAUAUCCAUAUUUACGUUUUAACGUUUAUUUUCUGGUUGAUGAUUCAAAUUUAGCACAAACUGGGAAGAGGUCGAGACUAUUUAAACGGCUCGUUCCAGCGAUACCUGGGACCCUCAACGUGAUCGUAGAGCAAAGCAAUAAGCGUGAGAUUCGAGACUUUCAACGGCGUUAUCAAAACGUAAAUGUUACAAUAAUGCCUCUCAGUAAAUAUAUGGGGAGAACACCGCUAAGAUACAAGUGGAAGAAUAUUCCUCUAAUGUAUCUGCCAUUCUAUGCAAGAAUUUUUUCGGUGUGGCAAACUGGUGGAAUUGGAAUGGAUCUGCUCACCUUCAAUAACAUGUUCAAUAGUCGACAAAAUACUAACUACAAACUUAAUGCAAUUUUAAAGCAGCAUAACGAUGGUAUUGAGACAGAAAAGUAUGUUGACAUAUUAAAUUCUAUGGACCAUGAUGACGAAAACGAAAUAUUUUCGCUUUUUUAUAACGUAGUUAACCAUAUUCUUAAUCAGACGAGCUCAUUCUUUAAUUUAGAAGCUAAAUCGGAAUUUAAAACCAUUGAAGAAUCGCCCUUGAUAAGAACUCACAGAAGCAAACGAGAAAUUAGGGAAAAUCCUAAGUUAGAUAAUUAUACACCUAAUGUCACGGUAAACAGUAGCGACGUUUUAAAGGACUCUUUACUUGAUACGACAUUAACGCCUCAUUCGAAUCUAACGGAAAACGGUAACGAGACCAAUAUACUUCCUGCGCCUAUUGAGAAUUCCAUGGCAAACAAUAAUGUUUCUAAGUUUAAACCUUCGAAAGUUCCGGUUGAUUUUCCGCAAGUGUUGAUAUUAUAUGACUUCUUAAUAACUGACGAUAUUGUUCCAUCUUAUCCACUGCCAUUUGCGUCAAUGUCAGCCGAUCAACCAGCACCGAUGAAAAUCACAGAGUUUAAGAAGCUAUCAAAACGCAACAAGCAAAUGUCCAACCACCUCUCUGUAAGUUCUGAUGGCUUAUUCGUUGCGGCAUCGAUGUGCUAUCACCCAUUUCUAGCUCAGCUUCUCUCAACCGGGUGCAAACGGGAAAACCCUACUAUCGCUAUCAAAGACACCCUUAUGAGCCAAUGCUCGACGUUUUUGCGGGACGACGUCUAUUGUGACAAUAUUCACGUUCUUAAUACUGUUUUUUAA